This is a messenger RNA of Antrostomus carolinensis (chuck-will's-widow), 1471 nucleotides long. Its product is annotated as lysosomal acid glucosylceramidase-like. Lineage: Eukaryota; Metazoa; Chordata; Aves; Caprimulgiformes; Caprimulgidae. Gene Ontology annotation, molecular function: glucosylceramidase activity. Gene Ontology annotation, biological process: glucosylceramide catabolic process. The record is from RefSeq and is a predicted model, not a curated record.
GCGCCCGGCCCUGCAGCCCCAAGUUCUUCGGCCGUGACUCCAUGGUCUGUGUCUGCAACGCCACGUACUGCGACACGCUGGACCCCCUGGUCUCCUACGUCAAGUACGAGAGCAGCAAGGCCGGCAAGCGACUGGAGCGCAGCGAGGGGAGCUUCCAGCCCAGCCCACACACCCCAGAUCUCAUCCUGACUGUGGACACAACGCAGCGGUACCAGAAGGUGAAGGGUUUUGGUGGCUCCCUCACCGAUGCAGUUGCCAUCAAUAUCCUUUCCCUGCCAGAAACAGCCCAGGAUCACCUGCUUCGCUCGUAUUUCUCUGAGGAAGGGCUGGAGUACAACCUCAUCCGGCUCCCCAUGGCCAGCUGCGACUUCUCCCUCCGUGCCUACACCUACGACGACGUUCCCUUUGACUACGAGCUCAACCACUUCAGCCUGCGAGAUGAGGAUACAAAGCUGAAGAUCCCCCUCCUGCACCGAGCCUUGGCCAUGAGCAAGCGGCAGCUGUCACUGUACGCAAGUCCCUGGACCUCCCCUUCCUGGAUGAAGACCAGCGAGUCCUUCGUGGGGAAGGGCACGUUGAAGGGGCAGGCAGGGGACAAGUACCACAAGACCUGGGCCAACUACUUUAUCCGGUUCCUGGAUGAAUACGCCAAGUACAACCUGACCUUCUGGGCGGUGACGGCAGAGAACGAGCCCUCAGCUGGGCUGAUCAACAACUACCCCUUCCAGUGCCUGGGCUUCACAGCCGAGCAGCAGCGGGACUUCAUCGCACGGGACCUGGGCCCUGCACUGGCCAACAGCUCCCACCGCGAUGUGCAGCUCAUCAUCCUGGACGACAACCGGCUCCACCUCCCGCACUGGGCCAAAGUGGUCCUGGGGGAUGAAGAAGCAGCUCGCUACGUCCACGGCAUUGGCAUCCACUGGUACCUGGAUUUCAUCGGUCCCAUACAGGACACGGUGGUGCCCACUCAUGAGCUCUUCCCUGACUACUUCAUCCUGGCCACGGAGGCGUGUAUUGGGGCCCACUUCUGGGAGAGGGAUGUUAUCCUGGGCUGCUGGGAGCGAGGCAACCAGUACAGCCACAGCAUCCUGAUGAACCUGAACCACUUCGUGGUUGGCUGGACCGACUGGAACCUGGCCCUGGACCUGGAGGGGGGCCCCAACUGGGUCAAGAACUAUGUGGACAGCCCCAUCAUCGUGGAUGCCAGUGAAGGCAUCUUCUACAAGCAGCCCAUGUUCUACCACAUGGGGCACUUCAGCAAGUUCAUCCCCGAGGGCUCCCAGCGCGUGGGGCUCGUUGCCUCCAGAGAGUCCAAGAAGACAGAUCUGGAGUACACAGCUUUCCUGCGCCCCGACGGCGCUGUGGUGGUCGUGAUUCUGAACCGGUGCCCGCAGAACAUCACCUUUGGGUUGGCCGAUACGGUUGGCCUCAUCACAGCUGUGGCUCCCGCCAACUCCAUCCAGACCUCCCC